Messenger RNA from Hyaloperonospora brassicae, 924 nucleotides. The record is from the annotation of a GenBank genome assembly. Lineage: Eukaryota; Oomycota; Peronosporomycetes; Peronosporales; Peronosporaceae.
AUGACGACAGCUCGUCCUGCGGCUGCCACGACGGACGCGCUCUUCCGAUGGAUCGAAGAGCGCGAGCGCGAGCACUGCUCGAGCUUUGGCAACGCUUGGGGCCGCGUUCUUGACGCUGGUACAGGUCGCCACUCGCUCACGUGGCUUCUGCGCGGCACCGCUACGCCUGAUCGGAUCACGGACGUCGUCGCUGUGACGGGGGAAACUCCUUUGGCCAAUGACCUCACGGCUGCUUUCGACAAGGAGAGCACGCGCCUAACGGUCCGGGUGGGCAAUUGGCAAGACGCCACGUUUCUGGCCAAGGAGCAGACGUUCGACGUCAUUAUUGCCGACUACCUCGUGGGAGCAAUGGAAGGCUUUGCGCCCUACUACCAAGACGAGAUCUGUGCUCGACUCGAGGAGCUAUUGACGCCAGGAGGCAGGAUCUAUCUGGUGGGACUGCAGCCAUUGAGCGAAUCUCAAGCGCCAGCAGACGGCAGCAACAACGACCUCGAGCUUCUCGAAACGGGAAAGCUGAUCCAGGAGGUGGCACGGACGCGAGACGCGUGCUUGCUGCUUGCCGGGCGUCGCGUGUACCGCGAGUUUCCCAUCGAGUGGUCGCAGCGUCAGCUCGAGAAGGCAGGAAUGGCCGUCACCGAUAGCGUCCGUUUCGUGAAUGUGUACACGCGCGCCGGUAUCACGCGUCAGCUGGAGGUGGGAAGACGGUACGUACCGCUGCUCAAGGACACUGCACUACGCGACCACUUAUUCCAAGCACUCGACCGUCUGGACCAACGGAUCGAAGAGAAGUUCGGGUCAGCGAAUGCCGCACACGACGAGCAGCGCAAGAUACGCUUUGGGUUCGACUAUGUCGUAGCUGCUCGCAAGGCGACGAUUCCUCGAGCUGGGGCUGGCACGUCGAAAGGGGAACCCGACGUGCAGUAG